AUGCCACUGUUCGCUCACAGUGGGCCACACGCGAUGCUGCUGCACGUCUUGCUGUGCGUCGCCACCUCCCUCCCGCUGAGCUACUUCACUCUCUACUACAUUGUCACCCGCCUCCCUGACUCCCUUCGCGGAGUCAGGGACGACCUACUCGCAGUCUGCCCCACCACUCUCACUGUCGAGCUCCUCGAGAAGUCCCUCCUAGCAGCCGAGAAGAGCAUUCUCGCUGUAGGGGCCUCUCGUGGUGACCCACGCACCCCCAUCUUUGAGGGGUGUUCCCCCUCCCCCCUCCUGCCCUCUGUCGCCUGUGCUGCUACGGCCCACCUUGUUGGUUUUGAGUCGGUCGGUGCGGCGUCUGCCCCCAGCGGGAGACGUCGCUCUGGCAAGAGCAAGGGGGGCAGGGGCGGUGGUGGAGGCGGCGGGGGCGGUGGAGGCGGCGGGAGAGGCAGCGGAGGAGGUGAGGGUGGUAGCGGGAGUGGUAGCGGGAGUGGAGGUGUCGGCGGGGGCAGUGGAGGCGGGGGCGGCAGCGGCGGUAGUGGUGGGAGUGAUGGCGGAGGCGGCGGUGGCGGCGGCGACGGUGGGAGUGUCGGUGGCAGCGGAGGUGGUGGCGGCGGCGGCGGAGGAGGCGGCGGAGGUCGUGGCUCGUCGAGGAGGAGUGGCUCCGGUGGUGGUCAGCGCCAGCAGCAGCAGCGUGGUCAGGAGACCCUCUCCCCGCAGCAGCUCCGUGAGUGGUACUCUGCACGUCAGCGGGGUGGGGGUACUGGUCCGUGCACUUACGUCCUGCGCACUGGCGACCGUGCGGGUGAGCAGUGUGGUGGUCCACACCCCGCCCAGCGUUGCUUCGGCCGCCUGACUGACGCUUGGCGCCGCCAGUUUCCUGACGCCUCUGAGAUCCCUCGCUGGGACCAGCUGUCUAGGUCAGGAGUAGCUAUCUUUGAUCUUGACUUCGAUGCUAUUCUUGCUGCCAUGUAUUCUGUGACUAUUAGUGAGGAGGGUGACUGUUACCGGUGUUUCCCGCCCGACCCGGGCAUUGGUACUGCGGCUCUAGGUGCUGUUGAGGCUACUGCUCCAGGUGCUGGUGAGGCUAUUGCUCUAGGUGCCAGUGAGUCUGAGUCCUCAGGUGCUGGUGAGUCUGCUCUCUCAGGUACUGCGUCGGCUCCGCCCUCUCUCACUUUCACUCUUGACUCCGGGGCGUCUCGCUCCUUCUUUCGAGACCGCACCACACUCACGCCGCUUAGUCGGCCAGUGGCGAUCUCCCUGGCAGACCCCUCUGGGGGUCCUGUUCUGGCUCGCUACUCCACUGUCCUGCCGUGCCCUGCGGUCCCGUUUGGCGCCCUGUCCGGUCUCUACCUCCCAUCGUUCUCUACGAACUUGGUGGCGGGUGCUGACCUACAGGAUGCAGGGGUUGACCAGUUCACCCCUGCGCGCCGACGGGUCACCCACUGCACGGACGCGGACACGGGUCGACACCUGACCACGUUCACACGUGGGCCGGGGUCGAGCCUGUACACACUCACUGUUCCGUCUCCUCCUCCUGCGUCUGGUCAGGUAGCUGCGUCGGGUCAGGUGUUUGCUGCGGCGCCCAGGUCUGGUCCUAAGUCUGCCCCCUGCUCGUGUCGCCUCUUGUCCCACGAGACCCUCCUGUGGCACCAAAGGAUGGGUCACCCCUCCCUGCCUCUAUUCCGGGGCAUGGUCUCUCGCCUUCUCGUCUCUGGCCUUCCCCGGUCCCUACCUCCCCUUCCUCCGGGGCCUGGCCCUCCCUGUGUCCCCUGUGUCGAGGGUCGCCUGCGGGCUACCCCUCACUCCUCCCCGUUUCCUCCGACGGAGGCCCCGAUGCAGACACUUCACAUGGACGUGUGGGGCCCAGCCCGCGUCCGUGGACAGGGUCACGAGCGCUACUUCCUGCUGGUGGUUGACGACUACUCGCGUUACACCACAGUCUUCCCCUUGCGCAGCAAGGGUGAGGUCAUUGUGGUGUUGAUCGACUGGAUCCGCGCAGCUCGUCUCCAGCUCAGGCGGAGCUUUGGCUCGGACUUUCCUGUUCUGCGUCUGCAUUCGGACCGAGGCGGAGAGUUCUCCUCCGGCCUUCUGCGAGCCUACAUUCGGGCACGAGGCAUCCGCCAGACCUUCACGCUUCCGGACUCUCCACAGCAGAAUGGGAUUGCUGAGCGCCGCAUCGGCAUUGUCAUGGACGUCGCCCGUACGUCCAUGGUGCAUGCGGCUGCCCCCCAUUUUCUGUGGCCGUUUGCGGUUGGCGAUGCGUCGGCGUUCCGUGUCUGGGGAUCUCGGGCGUUUGUCCGCGACUUGUCUGCGGACAAGUUGUCCCCUCGUGCUGCUCCCUGUGUCUUCUUUGGCUUCCCCACAGACGCUCCCGGGUGGCAGUUUUACCACCCCUCCUCUCGUCGUGUUUUGUCCUCCCAGGACGUCACGUUCGACGAGUCAGUCCCCUUCUACCGCCUCUUCCCCUACCGCACUCCUUCCCUCCCCCCUCCGCCGGACUUCCUUGUGCCAGUUCCCCCCCCGGUAGACCCCCUCCCCCCUCAGGUUCCUGCCCCCUCAGGUGUGUCCCAGGUAGACGCAGUUGACCCGGUCGAGGUUACUGGUGACUCUGGUGCUGCUGCGGGUGCUGAGCCUGGGGGUGCUGACUCUGGGGGUGCUGUGCGCGGGGGUACCGAGCCUGGAGGUACUGCUACUGGGGGUGCUGAGCCUGGGGGUGCUGGGCCUGGGAGUGCUACUGCGGAGGGUGCUGAGCCUGGGGGUGCUGAGCCGGGGGGUACGGUGCCUGGAGCUGCUGAGCUAGGGGGUGCUGGGUCUGGGGGUGCUGGGUCGGGAGCUGCUGAGCCUGGGGGUACUGAGUCUGGAGCUGCUGAGCCUGAGGGUGCUACGUCUGGAGCUGCUGAGCCUGGGGUUUCUCCUGCUGCUGCGUCUCGCCGGGAGCCCCUCUCUCCACAGGAGCUGCGCGAGUGGUUUGCUCGCCGCUGGAGGCGUGCUGCUGGAGCUGGAGCUUCUUCGACCGUCGAGGGUGCUGGUGCUGCCGGUCCCGGAGCUGCUGGGCCUGCGGGUACUCCUGGAGCAGGAGCUCCUGAGGGUGUUGUUGCUGAGACUACUGCUGUCUGUCCCGGCGGUGGUUCUGCUGCUGGUGCUGCUAGAGGUCCUGCCGCUGGAGGUGUUGGUGGCGCUGGUGCUGUCGCUGAGGGUGCUGGUGCUGUCCCUGAUGAGUCUGGAGCUGCUGCGCGGCAUCGACCGUACUUCGUUCCGCUCCUGCAGCAGGUUCUUGGUCUUUCUCCUCCGGUAGAGUGUUCACAGCCUGUCCAGUCACAGUCACUGUUGGAGCCUUCCUCUCCACUGCCUUCUCCCUCUCCUUACACUGGUCCUACUGGAGGUCUUGCUGAGCGUCGUGAGCCUGCGUCUCGUCCUGCGUCGCCUGUUCGUGCUGCUCGCACUAGUGGUCGCGGUUCGCAUCAGCGUCCUCCUCCUGUCCCUGGCACGCACCGGAUGUCUCUGCGUCCGUCCACUGCUCCUCUGCGUGCCCCUUUGCCUUCUCCUCCUGAGUCCUCUCUUCCUGCGCUUGCCGACCCUGAGUCGGACUCUCUUCGUGCUGCCAGUCCUACUGUCACGCGUCUGCUUGCUACUGUCGUCACUGACCCCUCUUUUGAGUCCACUGCUGCGUCUGCUCUUGUCGCUGAGCUCGUCGACUUUGCUGCUCAAUGUCGUCUAGACUACGCUGCUAGUCUUGUUGCUGAGUCUGCGUCUGUCUGUCCUCCGUCCGUCGGGGGUGAGUGUGCUCUUGGCACGGACGUCCUAGAGGACAGGCAGGAGGAGUUAUAG
Closterium sp. NIES-65 is the source of this 3825-nucleotide messenger RNA. The record is from the annotation of a GenBank genome assembly. Lineage: Eukaryota; Viridiplantae; Streptophyta; Zygnematophyceae; Desmidiales; Closteriaceae.